GUUUCAUCUAAGCUUGAAGGGCAAGGUUGGUACCACACCAGCUGUUUUCUGGAGAUGUCCCCAGCUGCAAAUGUCGAGAAAUUCACAGGCUGGGAGGUCCUGUCACAUGAGGAUAAAGGAGCUGUUCUUGAUCUUGUCAAGAAAGAUGCUCCUAAAACAGAACUUCUAAGGCUUCCAAGCGCAAGAAUAGUGACAAUGAUAUGCAUGACUGUAAAGCUCCCAAGAUAGACAGGAGUAUAUCAGAAGGCGCACAAAAUAAAGGGAAAGUUGUUGUAUCAUGUGAGUCCAAUGCUAGUUCUACUGACCUUCAAGAAAAGCUUAAAGAGCAGAGAGGCACACUUUGGAAAUUGAAGGAUGAACUUAAGAAGCAUGUGUCAACUGCUGAACUAAGGAACAUGCUCGACGCUAAUGGGCAGGAUACAUCUGGGCCAGAGCGGCAUCUAUUGGAUAGUUGCGCUGAUGGGAUGCUUUUUGGAGCAUUGGGUCAUUGCCCAGUCUGUUCGAGUUUCCUCUACUAUCAUGGUGGCCAAUAUCAUUACAAUGGUUAUGUAUCAGAGUGGUCCAAGUGUACUUAUCCUACUACAGAUCCUGUUCGCAGUAAAAAGAAGUGGAAAAUUCCUGAUGAGAUGGAUAAUGAUUAUCUUGCAAAGUGGUUCAAGCCUCAAAAGGUUAAGAAACCAGAAAGAGUUCUUCCGCCAAUGUCACCUGAGAAAUCUUUGUCCCAAUCCACUGUUGGUGAUGGAUUGGAUAAAUUGAGAGUUUCUAUAGUAGCACAAUCUAAAGAUGUGGUUGUAAGUAAUCUUUCAGUACUUUUUGGUACAGUUAUCCUCAGGUUCUCCUGUGAGUUCUUCAUAUUUACUGUGUGGCUUUCUGACAUGAAGCCUAAAAGUUCGAUACAUUCAAUGUCGUUGAUUCAAAGUCCUACAUGGGAGUGGAGGAUGAGAUGUGUCAAGGAUGACUCCAAUUCAGGAGGGGAGGAUGAUGACGACAUCUCCAACGUCAACAUAGUUAUGCCAAAUCCACAAACCCAACCCAUGUACAAGGACCAAUCACGUGUUCUUGUGCUCGCCAACUUAAUUAUCAAGUGA
Oryza brachyantha (malo sina) is the source of this 1088-nucleotide messenger RNA. RefSeq names its product poly [ADP-ribose] polymerase 1-like. The record is from RefSeq and is a predicted model, not a curated record. The coding region runs from base 201 to 1088 and encodes 295 amino acids. Gene Ontology annotation, molecular function: zinc ion binding. The transcript is spliced from 5 exons. Lineage: Eukaryota; Viridiplantae; Streptophyta; Magnoliopsida; Poales; Poaceae.